AGCCAAUCAUGAGUUGGGUGUUGAUGGGACAUUUCUCUCAAAGACAGCCCUGUCCAGAUAACAGUAGGCUGCAAGUGUUUCAUUACAUCGGCUCUGCACUCAGCUGAGGCCCACCCGCGUCCCCCUGUCCUGUCCUCUCCUCUCCGCUCCCAGCCAGCCAUGGCUCUCCUGUCCGUCCUCACGCCUGUCCUGGCGGUGGUCCUGUGCCUGGUGAUCGGCUUCAUGCUGGUGAAAUCGCGGGAAACGGAGACCGCCUCGACCGCCUCGCGGGAAAAAUCUACAGCAGCGUCAAAAACGGACUACAGACCCUGGGUGGACCAGGACCUACAGGACGAUACAGAAACCAGAGAAAGAGAAGGCGAGGAUGCUGAUUGGGUGGACCACAACGAGGAGGAAGACCUUCCACAUGUACCCUACUCACCCCCACGUUACCCUGAGGAGACGAUGCUGGAGAGAUCCAAGGAUUUGUAUAAUCUGUUGAACCAGCGGAGGUCUGUCCGAUUCAUCAGCCCAGAGCCGGUCCCGCGUGAAGUCAUCGACAAUGUCAUCCGCACUGCAGGCACGGCCCCAAGUGGAGCACACACAGAGCCCUGGACGUUCGUCGUGGUGUCAGACCCAGAGACGAAGCACCAGAUCAGACAGAUAGUGGAGGAAGAGGAGGAGGUCAACUACCGUCAGAGGAUGGGGGACAAGUGGGUCAAUGAUUUGGCCAGAUUACGGACAAACUGGAUUAAGGAGUACUUGGAUGUUGCUCCAUAUCUGGUCCUCAUCUUCAAACAAACCUACGGGAUGCUACCAAACGGCAAGAAGAAGACACAUUACUACAAUGAAAUCAGUGUAUCCAUAUCCUGUGGAAUCCUGUUGGCUGCAUUACAGAACGUGGGCCUUGUUACUGUCACAUCGACGCCCCUGAACUGCGGCCCCCAGCUCCGGCUCCUCCUCAAACGGCCAGCCAAUGAGAAGCUGCUGAUGUUACUUCCUGUGGGUUAUCCUGCUUCUGACGCCACAGUGCCUGACUUGAAACGCAAGCCCCUGGAGGAGAUUAUAGUGCACAUAUGACAGAAUCAAUCUGCAGAGAAAAUAAAUGCAAAAAGUUUAAAACACUUUACAUCAUCUUCUUUGCCUGCAGCUCAAAAAUCAACAAAACAUAUACCUAAUGUGACGUAGAAAUGUUGUGCUAAAGCUAUUGGUUGAAAGUAAGCCUAUGCAGAGAAGGAACCAAGAGCAAAGCACCUUCACAGCCACGUUCAUGUGUGUAACUCAUUAGAUAGAUCUCUUCAGAAACUGCAAAAUAAACCCCUGACUGACAAGCGUAGAUCAAUAUGCAAUUUAUUUUAAAAGCCCUUCUAUUUAAUUCUGCUAUAUCUAAUAGACAGUUAAUCAAUAGAUAAAUAAACAGCCAGACCUGCAGAUUUUUCUAUCUAGAACUACAAAUUUAAUGCAAACACCAAUCAUUUAAUAAAGGUAAUUUAAUCUUAAUUAUUUUACACCAUUAACGUUUACAGAAAUAGAGCUAAACCUUGUACACGAUUACAUAGGAUGAGAUCUUACUUACAUUGUGGAGUAAUGGUCACUUGUACAAAUGUUAACUCAAUCAAACAAGCACAAUGUGCCAACAUCUAAAGGUCAACCACACUGACCACAACAGCAACUCUUAUUGAGAUCUGGUUUCCGGCACUACUGCCAGGAAUAAAGUACAAUCUAUUUUGCUUUUGCUUUGGAAUUGCCUGUGUAAUUAAUAAAACUAAUUUAAAAAGUUA
Messenger RNA from Dicentrarchus labrax (European seabass), 1760 nucleotides. RefSeq names its product iodotyrosine deiodinase (gene iyd). Gene Ontology annotation, molecular function: oxidoreductase activity. NCBI's taxonomy places the organism in Eukaryota, Metazoa, Chordata, Actinopteri, Moronidae. The record is from RefSeq and is a predicted model, not a curated record. Bases 160 to 1059 code for a protein of 299 amino acids. The transcript is spliced from 5 exons.